GAGUGAUAAGAGAUACAUAGCAGUCUGAUAUCUAGACCAGAGUUCCUCAGUCUAAACUUAUACAGCUAUGGAGUUAAUCAUUGUCUUUCUCGCUAUUGGAUUCGUCAGUGCUCAGCACGGCCAUGGAGGUGGGCAUAAUAACUACCAACCCGACUCUCAGACUCACAUAGACUCCGAGAUACAGGGACUGGACGCCCACUUCGGCAGACACCAGUGUCUAGAUCUCCUGUUAGUAGACUGCCAGUAUCAUACUACUAAUGGCGACGAAAUGGUGUGCGGAAGUGACGGGGUUACCUACUCUAAUCAUUGUAAGUAUGUGCACGCCGCCUGUAUGUACGAGAAUCUGAGUGUUGCCCAUACCGGUCCAUGUACGUCAACCACCGCGGGCGCCACCACUCCCGCCGGAACGGCAGCCACCACAGUACCAGUAGUCGGGAGCUCAGGCGCCGUCACUCAAUCCACAAUGCCACCGACGACCACUCAGAGCCCGGAGGCCAUCGCCUUCCAGAACAUUUUCUGUAAAAAUAAGGACUCCAUUAACUGCCCUACCGUGGUGACUCCACUAUGUGGUUCUGAUGGCGUUGUCUACAAUAGCAGCUGUCACGUGUCUAAGGCCCGCUGUGAUAACCCCUCUCUACAGACUGUGGACGGCAGUAAAUGUGGACUCACCACUCCCGUGUCUGUGGCCCCUGUUGUCGGAUAGACUCAAUAAACUCACAAUUAUACUCCAGAGUGGACUCAAUGAUAAAGAUUUAUACUCAAAGACA
Molecule: messenger RNA, 767 nt
Organism: Saccostrea cuccullata (small rock oyster)
Lineage: Eukaryota; Metazoa; Mollusca; Bivalvia; Ostreida; Ostreidae
Product: agrin-like
Exons: 4
Coding region: 68-703 (211 amino acids)
Molecular function (GO): protein binding
Source: RefSeq, a predicted model, not a curated record